This is a messenger RNA of Ostertagia ostertagi, 360 nucleotides long. The record is from the annotation of a GenBank genome assembly. Lineage: Eukaryota; Metazoa; Nematoda; Chromadorea; Rhabditida; Trichostrongylidae.
ACUGAGUGUGGAUCUUUUAGGAACGUCUAUUGCACGUACUACCGCGAGACCAACGAGAUCACUUGCGGAAUCGUCACCUGUGCUACUGAAGUGCCACCGAAUGCAGAUCUCGAAAAGGAAGGGCUUGACGUGAAGCUCCCUCGUGGAUGGUAUCGUAUCGGUGUGCAGACGAUUCGCAAUGAUCAUUCAUGGUUCCAUCUUUACCGUCGACGAGCCACGGGUAGUGGAUACUGGGAUUUCUAUACGAAUAUCCCUGAACGGAACUGCAUAGGGGGUUUCGGGCUCCACGCUGGAAAGAACAUGGCGGCCACGGUAACGGUGAAGGACCACAACUGCUUCUCAAAGCUGGCCGACCAGGUA